GAACUCUAAUACCACUUUGUUGGAAAUAAAAUAUUAUUUCUCUUAUUAAUCAAAACUAUUAGUGUGGCUUUUGGUGGGCACUUGUUUGGGAAGGGAAGGCUUUCGUAGUUUUAAUUUGGAGAAUGAGACAAGAAACUAGGUAGAAGCUUUUUCUGAUUGGAGAAGGGAAUGGAGGCUCUUUAUUGCUUUGCUUCUUUCUUUCUUUGGCUCUGCAAGGCUAUCUAUAAGCCUUGGAUACAUAAAUAUCUAGAGCACAAUAAAUUAGGCAGUUGGAACCGCCAUUGAGUUUGUGGUGCUGGUUGCUUUAUUUGUCUGAUCACACAACCAGACCAUUCUACACAAAGCCAAACACCGUACCUACUCCUCCUCUCUAGAUAUUCCUUUUAUUUUAACUAUUAAACUUUAUUUUUCAACAAUAUAGUGACACCAAGGUAUUAUGCAUUAGCUGCCCUGCUGAAGAUUUUCAUUGAAAUCUGAGUUGGAUUGGUAGCUUGCUCCGAGGAGAUGAUAGUGAGAACUCUUGAAAUGCAGGUAGAACACACCUGGUUACGGCCGAUUGCUAGUGGUCUUUUGACACCAUUUCAGGGUCUAUGUAUCCUCGGCUCUCAAUUGCUUUUGGGUCUUGGAAUUCUCCUUCAACCGAAUGAUUACAGGUUGGUUUCUAAUCAAUCUAAUUCUUUUAUCUAGCUUCCAAGAGUUUACAGUUUGUUAUCUGAUCUGAUGCCAUCCUUUAGUUUUCUACAACAGGCUGAAAUCAUUAUCUUUGAUAUUUGUUAGUGCUGGGUUUAAGGGUGCACGAGCUGUGCUGUUCUGGGCUUCUUUUUGGCUUUAGUUUUGCUGAACACAGUGUAGAAUCAACUGAAUGAGGGUGUAGUAUAUUUGUGUCCUCUAAUCCUAGGUUUACAAGAAACUUUGUUUUUAACUUUGUUUUUAUGAAUAGUUGAUGUUUUACAGCAAGAUUUUGGGAGCAGCAUCAUUGUUACUGGUUUUCUCGUAUGAAGAGGUUCACCUUUUGGGUAAGCAUCAUGAGGUGGCUUAUUCCAUUGCUCUAGUGUGUACUUGCUCGACCUGACGUUUUUGUGAUGGGUUGCAAUGUUUUGUCAUCUAUGAUGUUCAGCGUCAAGCGUAUAUGGGUUUUAACGUUUAACUGGGGAGCUUUGUUAGGUUCGUCGGCGAUAAGAGGAAGUCUAGAUCCAGCUAUUCUGUUGCCACUUUACGCGAGUGGAGUAUUUUGGACUCUCGUAUAUGAUACUAUAUACGCACAUCAGGCAUGGCUCCACAAACACAGAUCUGCAGUAAAACUCUCUUUGGUAUUUGAACCAAUCAGUUAGCUUUCAAAUUUGAAGGCAGCCUGUUUACUGUGAUCUCUCAUACAGACUCUAUUUCUUUUGUUCCCUUUAUUGAAAAAUGAUAGUGAGUAAACAUGUAGGAUAAGGAAGACGAUCUGAAAGUGGGUGUUAAAUCUACAGCAUUGAGAUUUGGGUAUUCGACAAAGCUAUGGAUCACUGGUUUUGGAAUUGCAUUUCAUGCUGAUCUUGGUAAACUUGGUUCAAUCGUGGAUCAUAUACCACAACACUAACACGCCCUCUCAAACGAAAGUCACUCACAAGAGCUUGAAGUUUGCACAGGUCUGAAGACAAGAAUACCAUGUGCUUAAUAAAUGAGGGUCACUGGGAAUCGAACACAAGACCUCUCGAAGGCUCUGUUACCAUGUCAUGAACCAGUUGGUCCCAAUAACUCGAGUUGUUGGGAGAGGUUCAAUCGUGGAUCAUAUACCACAACACUAAUAGUUCGGGCUCGGCUCGUUAAUAUAUUUUCAGAUUCGAGCUCGGCUCGUUUAUGAAAAUGAAAGCUCGAGCUCGGCUCGUCAAAUAAGCUUAACGAGCCAAAAAUCGAGUUCAGCUCAUAAAAUGUCCGUGAUAGCUCAAGAUUGACCUAGAACUAUGCACAAAAUUACAUUCAAACCUAUAGCAAGGUCUAGCAAAGUAAAACACAAUAUUUAUCCCAAUUUUAAUACAUAAAAUCCAUGAAUUAUAAUCCUUUUCUUAUGCCAAACCAUUAAAUGAGCUUGUUCGCGAGGUUUUGAGCUGAACAUGGUAUAGCUCGAGUUCGGCUCGUUUAGUUAACGAGCUUGUUCGCGAGCCGGCUCGAUUAAAACGAAUCGAGUGUCGAACGAGUUUUUCUCGAGUCGCACACUGAGCCGUUCAUGAGCGGUGUUGAUGUGACUCGAAUCGGACUAUCAGCCGCUACGACUGGUAGUCGGGGGUCUCGUUGUUAUUUGGGUUCGGGUUCUGGGCCUGGUCUGUAACCGUUUCAUUUGCCAAAUUGGAUUAAGUUUAGACCCACAUGAAGAAGUAUUAUAAAUACUUCUCAUACUCCUUUGUAACCUGUAAUCUCCUCGAUAUAGUGAAACUGGCUCUCUCGCCCGUGGACUAGCUAACACACAUCGUGUUAUUGAAUCACGUAAAUCGUGUGUCUGUGUUUUUUCGAUUCGCGCUUUCGUAUUUUUGCUUUAUCGAUUCCGGCGAUUUCCCGAUCCAGCAGCGCGUUUAUAACAAGCGGCUUGGUUCAUUAACAACUAGUUACUUACAGUUACAGCAAUGAAACAAUUUUAGCUUAUUCUUCAAACUGACGGCCUGCUCCCAGGUUGGCCAUAUUAUACGAGUUUAGUAGUAGCAUCCGGAGAAUUAGCUUGGCAGAUUCAGACAGUCGACCUAUCCAGUCGAGCUGAUUGUAACAGGAAGUAUUGUACCAUUAGGAAGAACAUCAAUUGGCUUUCCUUUUUGACUCUGAUUAAGAUGUGUAGCUGUAGACCUGAGUACAACCAUGACUCACCUGCUUCUUGAUUUGCAGAUUAAUUUGUGUCGAACAAAUGGUUUGGCGCUAUCAUCUUCAGCGGGGUUUUAUUCGGCAGACUCCUGCAGUAGUGAUAAGUAACACAGCCUGAUACAUGUAUAACUCGGGAGCAUUAAUUCUUUCUGGCACAUCAUCACCGUGCAUGUGUUGUUGAUUAACAGCCCCCUAGUGUGUUGAAGGUCGACCUGAAACAUGGAAAUGGUGGAGGUUUGCGUUGUUGCUAAUGCUGAGUUCUUGGAGGGAAGGGCUCUUGGGCUCAUCCAUCAUAAUGGUGAAAUUGGGGGCAGAUCGAUACGCCGCUAGUCUGGGUCGCUAUUGGGACUUGGUGGCAGUGGAGGAAUCAGAAGAACAGAUUGGAAGGCGAGUGGUGGAGGAGGAUGACGUGGCAGCAGUGGACGAGAUGCCGGGGGCUUUGAUGGCUAGAGUGUUUUCCCGAACGACUCGGCCGAUUUGGAUGGUGGAUCCUGGGAGGUAAUCGAAUGUUUCGCCCUUGCGAGGAGGACCCUCCAAAACUACCAGAGUCAGCGACGACGCUUAUUGGCAGCAGACUGUUAGGAACGGAACAACAAAAGGAACGAGGUUACCGAAUCUGGAGCUGAGUCGCGGACUAGGUCGCUCUCUUUAAGACGUUCGCGGCACUGCCUUCGAUGCGCACGGCAGACUAUCAACCGGUCGUCUCCAGGAUAAAACAGCUCCUCUCAAUACUCGCGGUUUUGUGCGAAAACCGAAGCUCUCUAAACACUCUCUCUAUUUGUGUUUCUGCUCGUUGUGAUGUGUUUAGAGGGGCAGGGGAGGCGGCUAUUUAUAGGAGCCGAACCCCUAGGAAUAUACCCUCUUGCUUGGGGAAUAAGUCGGAUUAAUUAAG
Linum trigynum is the source of this 3721-nucleotide messenger RNA. The record is from the annotation of a GenBank genome assembly. NCBI's taxonomy places the organism in Eukaryota, Viridiplantae, Streptophyta, Magnoliopsida, Malpighiales, Linaceae.